Messenger RNA from Oikopleura dioica, 1623 nucleotides. Lineage: Eukaryota; Metazoa; Chordata; Appendicularia; Copelata; Oikopleuridae. The record is from the annotation of a GenBank genome assembly.
AUGGAAGAGCUCGCCGGAGAUUUCACGGGUGAUCUGAUGGGUGGGAUAAUGAGCUCGAUUUGGCCACACGCGGCAAAAUACAUACAGAGUGAGCUGUUGGGCUGUAUCACUAGUUCAAUUAGUGGCAGCUUUGAUUUCAGUUCCUUCAUGAACUUCUUCCGGUUCACUGAGUCGUCCAUGGGAUCAGCUGUGCCGAAAAUCACCAACCCAAGAAUCAUCGAAAUCGGAAAAGACAACAUCGCGCUAGAAGUUGACGUCGACUACGAUGGAGAUGCCACAUUCGCGAUUGAAGUCGGCACAGCCAUGGCGAACCUUUCCUUUGGCGUCAAAAAUCUGACCUUCAAAGGGCCAAUGCAGAUCGAGUUUAAAGACCUCACGUCGACAGUUCCAUUCAUUUCUGCGAUCGUGUGUUACUUCACAGAAGCGCCCGACGUGGAUUUCAAAUUGACAAAGUCGGCUGCGAUCGCUAAUCAACCCUUUAUUCACAAAAACGUAAAGAAGGCACUUAAAGACGCGAUAGCGACGCAACUCUUGGAGCCUGAAAGGAUGGUUAUUCCGCUAGAAAUGGCCAAUAAAGAUCCCUCCGUCUACAAAUUCCCGUUGCCGGCUAGAAUCGUUGCCGUUAACGUGCUGGAAGCAGCUGAUUUGCCUGAUCUGGACAGCACACCUGGGCAAGGCGCUUCGGACCCUUUUGUGAAAGUCUAUUUAGACCCGCGGAAUCAAGCCAGAACUCCAGUGAUCAAAAACGAGCUGAACCCAACGUGGGACUUCAAGACGGUGUUCUCGGUGUUUCGGAAGAAUGCACAGCUCCUACUUGAAGUCAUCGACUCGGACGAUUUCGAGAAACUUGUUCCCGAAAUCGUUGAGCAAUUGCCGACCGAGCAAAUAGAAAGUCUUCCUUUUGGACUUGGCAAGAAAAUCAACAAAGGCUUCGGCGGAUUUAUGGGCAGCUCCUUUGGUUUUUUGAACAAAAAAGUUGAAGAAAUCAAAGAGAAAACAGACCUCAUUCCUGAUAUUCUAAAGAAGCCACUGGAAGACAAACUGCAGGAAUAUUCAGAAGAACCUCUUGGGAAAGUGAAAAUCAACCUGAAGAAAUUGUGGAACAAGGGUGUUACGGACGAGUGGUUUGAUUUGAAGGCUCCGGAAGGCGGUCGAAUUCACUGUCUUAUCGACCUCAAAAAACCUGUUUCUGUGGAAGAGUUAGAGGAAGGAAAGGAAAAGAAGAAAGUUUUUCAGUUUUACCUUCGCGAUCUAUGUGGCAUUCCUACCGACACAGCUGGCUAUGAAAGUGGGGAGGAAGUGUAUUUGGCGAUUCUAGAGCUCGAGAAUGGAAAGGUUGCCGAGCCCAGCUUGGAACUAGGACGAGGAAAAAUUGACCCGGAAAAUAACUUUGGAUUUGUCCAUUUUGAUAGAGCUGAGUUCAUGAUUUGUGAAGACGCAGAUGAGGAGAUUAGUGGCGAAUUCGUGGUGAAGAUUAUUCAAGAAGACGGAAACGACGGAACGGAAAUUUGCCGCGCAAAGAUUGCUAUUGCCGAUGAACAGAAGAUCUCGUUUUCUCAUAGAAACAAGAUCGAUGGAGAAAUUUCCAUUCACGGAAGAGCCCAAGUGCAAUAUUACCAAUAA